UGUAGUUUUUUCCUUAGAUUUGUUAGUUUAUUCAAUGAAUAACUACUUAAGCAUACGGUUGCAAAAUUAAAAAAUACAAAUACUUAAAAGUAAUAAAAAUAAUAAAUAAAUAAAAUAUAAAAAAAUUCCCAAAAUAAAGAAAACAUAUUAAUUACAAAAUCCAACAACUAUUAAGCAAACAAAAACGAAAACAAAAAUCUACAUAAAUAACCGCUGGUAUCCUGUCAUUUAUUAAUGAAAUUAAUAAAUUUAUGCAAAUUUCUCUUAAAUAAUAAAAAGAAAUUUUAAGUGUCUUAUAACAAUUUAGUAACAAUUAUAACAACGAAGUGUGAAAUAAGAAAAUUAAAUUCAACGAAUUGAAAAAAAUAAUAAUAAUAAUAAAAAUCACUGGAAAUGUUAAUACCUCUAACGCCUUUGCUUUUAAAAAUGUUUAAUGUUUAGAAAAUAAUAAAAUAAUAAAAUUUAAUGUUACAAUUCAAGAAAAUAAAAAGAAGAAUCCUGUAGUGACCGGUUAUUAAAAGAAAAAUUAAUAAAAUAGUAAAAAUUAUGAAAAUUCUACAACUUAAAAGGAGUGAGAUGAUUUGAAAUUUUGUUGCUUUUCCUUUCUUUUGGUUUCUGUUCGAUUUUUAUUUUAUUUUUAUAACGGCAAAUUUUUUAUUGGUCCCAAACCCAAACAAUAAUGUUAGACCGUUAUACGAAUCUGGUAUUUUCAUUUGGAUUUGGUGUCAUACUAAUGUGGUUAACCGAAUCUACGGAAGCCAAUGUAAAUUAUACAGCAAAACCAAGAGUGGUAUUACCGCCUAAUUAUGUCAAGGAAAUACGGCCACCUUCAAGGAAGGGUUCUCCAGUUAUAGUAGAUUUUAGUAUUUUUGUUGUAGAUAUAAAUUCAAUCAAUGUAGAGGAUAUGGACUUUCGAGUAGAUAUGUUUAUACAUCAAAAAUGGUUAGAAUCCAGAUUAGAAAUAUCCGAUGACAUUUUCGAAGAAGGAGACGAUUAUGUAACAUUACUUCCAGUUUUCGAUAAUCUUUGGCAACCUGACCCUUACUUUCUCAAUUCAAAAAUAGCUGAAAUUGCCACUUUAACCCACAAAUUUACCUCGGUGACUUUGUAUAAAAAUAAAACCGUACGAUAUGCAGCACGUAUGCAUGCAAUUAUAGCCUGUCAAAUGGAAUUUCAAUUAUAUCCCAUGGACAUACAAGUGUGUCCCAUAUACAUUGAAAGUUUUUCCUCCAACAAUAAAAAGGUUAAACUACGUUGGUCCGACUCGGGAGUAACACUUAAUCCUGAACUAACUUUGCAAUACAACUUGGGCCAACCUUUGGAACUGGAGGAAAGUGAUGGUUAUAUGCCCGAAAAGGUGGGCAAUUUUUCACGUUUAACCGUUUACUUUCGUUUUGAGCGUCAAAUUGGUCAUCAUUUGAUACAAACGUUUGCACCCUCCUCACUGGUGGUUAUGCUGUCUUGGUUUAGUUUUUGGUUGGGUCUAGAUGCCAUACCGGGAAGAGUUACUCUAUUGGUUACUUGUAUGCUAACACUGGUGACUAUGUUUACCGGCUUAAGAGCAGAUAUACCACCUGUGGCUUAUGUUAAGGCUUUAGAUUUAUGGAUGGCCGGUUGUAUGGUAUCGGUAUUUGCGGCCUUAGCUGAAUUUGUAGUGGUUAAAGUUUUAGAUGUUCAAUAUCAAUAUCAGGUUAACAAAAUACCCAAAACGUUGCCAAUGCGCAUAAGUAACAUGGAAAAAGGUCAAUGUGCAACGGUGGCUAGUUGGGAAGGCGGUGCUGUGCGAUCACGCAAGGCUACACAAACACCAACAACACCCGGCCAGACUUCUUUACAGGGCAAUGGUGGUCCACCUAAACCGGCCAGACGUCAAAGUUUACUUUCAGUAGCCUGGACGGACAUAGACACCGGCGUGGAGAAAAUAAUGUGGCGUGAAAUAGAUAAAGUUUCACGCGCUGUUUUCCCUAUCUUAUUUUUUGUUUUUGUCCUUUUGUACUGGCCCAUAUUGCUAAUGAAAUCAUCCUAGGAUUUAGGGAGUUCCAGAGAACAUCUAUCUGGACUCCGUUAAAAAAGAAUUUGGAAGAAGAUUACACUUCACUACAAACAAAUACACGGCUUAAAAUGCUUAGAACGAUUUAAGAGAAUAACAUAUGUAUGUUUUUUAUAUAAAUAUUUAAAAUUAAAGAAUUUUUGUUUAAACUAUUUUCUUACAUUUUAAAACAAAUUUUUAAAAAAUUUUUUAACGUAUUUUAAUAUUUUUUAUAGUUUAACUAUAAAAUUACUUUAAAUAUUUAUAAGUUCGAAAAACAAAACAAAACUUAAAAACGGGUUUUAAUUUUAUUUUUGUUAUAAAAUAUUUAAACAUUUUUUAAGAAUCUUAAAUUAAUUUAAUAAUUUUAAGAUUUUUUCGGUUUAUUUGUUGUUUCCUUUAAAUGUUUAAGGAAAUUUUUGUUUAACAACAUUAGUGUUAAUGUUAAGCAACAUGUUGAAGAGUUUAAACCUGUUAGCAACAUGUUGAAGACUAAACAUAAUUAGACAACAUGUUGAAGAGUAAAAAUUAUAUUUUAUUGGAAAGUUUACUCAGUUGGAGACAACUUUUCUAUAGAAAAUUUGUUACAAUUGAAGGCAUCCUUUCUAUAGAAAAUUUGUUUCAAUUAAACGUCUCAAUUGCAA
Lucilia sericata (common green bottle fly) is the source of this 2673-nucleotide messenger RNA. It is a transcript of the gene alka, whose product is annotated as glycine receptor subunit alpha-2. Gene Ontology annotation, molecular function: extracellular ligand-gated monoatomic ion channel activity; transmembrane signaling receptor activity; chloride channel activity. Lineage: Eukaryota; Metazoa; Arthropoda; Insecta; Diptera; Calliphoridae. The record is from RefSeq and is a predicted model, not a curated record. Gene Ontology annotation, biological process: chemical synaptic transmission; nervous system process; signal transduction. Gene Ontology annotation, cellular component: synapse; membrane; neuron projection.